Molecule: messenger RNA, 5652 nt
Organism: Zeugodacus cucurbitae (melon fly)
Lineage: Eukaryota; Metazoa; Arthropoda; Insecta; Diptera; Tephritidae
Gene: GstE14
Exons: 8
Coding region: 154-5373 (1739 amino acids)
Biological process (GO): glutathione metabolic process
Molecular function (GO): glutathione transferase activity
Source: RefSeq, a predicted model, not a curated record
UCAACGUACCACCGAGGUUAGUCUUACUCGCGUUUGUAUCGAAUAAACAUUAAAAUUCGGCGGAUCAAUUUAAACCAAGUGUACUCCCGUACUAUAACUAUAUAUUCCAACUUAUUUACAUUUACACAUAUUCGACAUUGCAUAUCUGUUGAAAUGUCGAAGCUGGUGUUGUAUUACGACGAUGUCAGUCCACCAGUACGCAGUUGUAUGAUGCUUAUCAAAAUGUUGGAGUUGGAUGUGGAAUAUAAAUUUGUUGAUUUGUUCAAGGGUGGUCAAUUGGAUAAGGCAUUCUUAGAGCUAAAUCCGAAUCACACAGUGCCCACUUUGGUACAUGAUAACCUGGUUAUCACUGAUAGUCAUAUUAUUCUGAUGCAUCUCUGUGAGAAAUUCGAGCAGGAAAGCAAAGACCAGAAAUUAUGGCCCUUAAAUUAUGACGAGCGUAUACGCGUUUGGAAUAUGCUCUUUUUUGAAUGCGCCGUACUCUUUCGAAGAGAUAGUGAGUUUUUGUCCGGUAUAGUGCGCAAUGGUUUUGCAAGUGUUGAUUUCCCCUUGCACGAACGUAAAUUGUUGGAGGCGUACAAUAUGUUGGAGUCAUAUUUGCGACGACACAAAUAUAUGGCGGGUGAUCAUAUGACAAUUGCCGAUAUCUCCAUUGUGACCACAUUGAGUACGGUGAAUCUAAUGUUUCCGAUUGCUGCUGGCGCCGCAGAUAAAUGGCCUCUGCUGAAUGAUUGGUUUGGGCGCAUGCAAGCAUUGCCGGUAUUUCACAUUAAUCAGACGGGACUGGAGAAACUGCGUGUUGUCAUCGAACGACUGGGUAAAUUUAAAUUUCCAAAUAGCGAAAAUGCGGCGACAGAGGUGAAGCAGCCAGCAGAAGAGGUCGCUGGCGAUGAAGCCGGCGCCGUGGGCGAAGAAAAAACUGCAGAAAAGUUCCAUGAGAAAAUGUUUGCCAAUAACAGUAAUUACAAUGUGCGUCCAAUUUUGUAUUACGACGACAUAAAUCCGCAUUCGCGUGCCGUUCUAAUGAUUUUGAAUAUGUUGGAUGUGGAUAUUGAGCUGCGCGCCGUCGAAAUGAUCAAAGGAGAACAUUUGAAACCGGCCUACGCGAAAAUCAAUCCAGCCCACACCGUACCCACUAUGGUGCAUAAGGACCUUGUCAUCACCGGCAAUGCGAUAUUCUCGUACGUGUGUGAGAAUAAUGACAACGAAAAGGCAAAUCAGUUGAUUGCUUUGAAAUGUUAUAAACGACAUUGUUGCGUUUUGUCUCGCCUAUUUUUUGAGAGUCAGGUGUUGCAUCGCAUACAUGGACAUUUGAUGACGGAUUUAGUGCGAAAAACCAUUUUCCAAACAGAUUUGGAUUAUCAUCAGAGAAAGGUGGAACAUGCCUAUGAUGUCAUGGAAGCGUAUCUGAGCGAGGGCCAGUUCAUGGCGGGAUCUGUGUUAACCGCUGCUGAUAUUUCCUUUGUCGCUUGCCUUGGUGCCUUGGAUAUGAUGUUUCCGAUGGAUGGCGAUCGUAAGAGAUGGGAAAAAUUAAACGAUUGGUAUAGGCGUAUGCGUUCACUAUCAAUACAGAAAAUUAAUGAAUUCGGCAUUGAGAAACAACGACAAAUUGUCGAAUAUUUUGCAAAAUUUCAAUUCAAAUCAGAUAUAAAACGUUUUACCACCGGACUACGCGAAUCGCAAAUACCAAGUUUUCCAUCGCGGCCAGAUCGUUGUAGUGUUAGCAUACAAACGGGCAAUGGGCUAGUAUUGACCGCAACAGGUAAAGAGCCCACAGUUGAUAUUGUGAGCACGCAACAUAAUAUUGGUCAAAUCACGUAUUUACAAGAACAAACAGCGUUGUCAGGUAGUGGUGAGAGAACUACACUAGUAACACCAAAUACACUGAAAGAUGGUGUGGCGCCGAAAAUAGUUGAUGAAAUCAAUAAAAUUGCCAAAACCAAAAUUAGCAAAAUAUUGAACGAAGAACUUGAAAAGGAGUUAGCGUUAUUUACGGAACCUGAAUUUCCACCUGCACCAUUAAUUGAGGAACCAAAUGCGUUGGAAAGAGUCGUGCCCAUAUUAAGCGACGCUGAAAAGUCGGUUUCCCUUUCCAAAACACCAGAAGAUGAUAAAACUAUAUUGGCAGAUAGAAGCUUAGGUGGUGCACAGAAGGAGAAACCACCAGUGCCACCGAAGCGUAAAAGAAAUGCGCCUACCCAAGAAGAUCAUUUGGAAGAGUUAAACAAUACAGCGACAAAUGCUCAAAAUCCUGAAAAAACUGAAGCAACUGUAGAUUCAACGAAAUUAAUUAAAAAUAGCGUUCUAUGUACUGAGUCUGAAAGACAAGAAUGCACUUCAGUGCCAAAUAAAUACGUUGCACCAAGCCAAACAGACAAGCUAAGUCGUUUAAAUGGUGGUGUUGAGUCCACAAUUCUUAUAGAAAUGGAAAAAAAUCAGAUUCAAAUACAACCGCCUGCAGCUUUCCCAUCAGCUUUGUCGAAAAUAAUGAAUGGUCCGAAUUCCACCAAACCCACUUCCGGAAACCUGUCCGAAACUUCUUCAUUGAUAUCAGCUAGUAAUUCGAAGGAUGUACACAAGUUGUCGCAGAAAACCGCAAAAACAAGAAUUGCGUCAAAUUCUACGAAAAUCAAGAACCAAGCAAAGCACAACGUUACCGCGGAAAUGACAACAACAGAAACUCUAAUAACAGAGGGUUUGCCGAUUAAUGGUAAACAAGUAGCUUUGAGUUAUACUCGUGGUGCCGCCGCACCCAAUUUGCUGCUAGCUGCGCCACCACCUUCACCAGAAAAUCACUCACAGGAUGAAGAAUUUCCACCGCCACCAUCGGAAUUAUUAAUACCGAAACCAACUACGCGAGCAAAAUCAACACCAAAUCCAAGGAUACCCAAUGUCAAAGCAACGUUUGAACCAAAUGAAAGGUUUGGCAAGAAAAAACUUAGUUGUGGUAAACCGAAUUCCGAGAUUGCAGUUGAAUGUCCAACGAAGCUUGUCCAUAAGAGAUCAUGUGAGUUCAAGUCAUUUACGGGCAGAAAAUAUCCCGCUCAAGAAACUAAAGUUUGCAAACUGGCAAAGAAAUUGAAUAACGGCGGACUAUUCGCCAGUGGCACAAGGUCGCUUUGCUCUAAUCCUUCUCAAGGCUCCAUUCCGCGUGAGCGUUGUAAAAGAGUUUCGCAUCCGUUAAAUAUAAUAAAACCGAUUCCAAAAUUUGUAGCAGGAAAAAAGGUUUCACCGCAAGCCACACGCCUGGAUAAAAAACCACAAAAAGUUGAAAAUGAUUCAGCAGGAACAUUGGUCGAAUGUUCCUACUCAUCGACAAAUUUUAUGCAGAAGCUACUUGGUCACAUAUCUAACUGUAGUGAACCAAAGCAAUUAAAAAACCAGAGUCUGGAAGAACAGCAAAGAGUAGAAGGUGGCGGACAAUGGACUCCCGCGACAACGGCUGAUGGCAAGCAGAAAGCUUUAAACUCUUUAAUACAGCAACCAACCAUUAUUGUAGUGAAGUCAAAAACUAUUUUAAAAAUGGAAGAUGAGAAUAAGAAUGAGGCAAGCUGGCAACGCAACAACUCUUCAAAGUCAACCAAACCGAGACCAAAAACUCCACCGAAUCCAAUUACCAAAGAUAUGAAGACUGCGAACCAAAAUGUUGUAUCGAAGAAUAAACAGAAAGCAUAUCCAACACAGACACGAUUUCAAGCCAAAAACUUUAAGACAUCAACCUAUACUCAACCGCCAAAAUUCUUUGAUACGAGUCCAUAUAGACCUGGUCAGAGUUUCAAUAAACAACAGCCGAAGGUAGUAGCAGAGAAGAGAUCCACAACCAAAAAUAAAAAGAAAAAAGCUACGAAAGCCCACAACAUCGCAGAUUCAAGCGACAAAGCACAAGCUCCACCCUCGUUGCCCACACCAACGCCAGUGGUAGAUCAAAAUGCAACUCUGCAGUCCACGCCCGCUGCUACAACAACACUACCAACCGCAGUAGAUGUGCCGGUAAAAGUGGGCUUGGUGGCCAAGGCACUACAAACACUUAACGUUGCAAGCUCAAACUUCCGUUCACCGACUUAUAAUAUAAGUAAAGAAUUAACACCAGCGAGACCUCUACUACCUCCACCGCCGCCGCCGCCAAAUCAUUGGUCACUAGGAACAGCUAAACCGCCACCACCACCACCAUUGCCAGUUAAAGAUAUCCUACCACAGGCUGGUACGGUGGCAAAGGCGCUACAAUCUUUAAGCGCCGUGACUUCGGAAGCAAAUCCGUUAUGCGGCUCAGUGAAACCUUUUCGUAAAGCAGACUUGAAGAUGAAAUUCAUGAACUCAGCUAGAUCUUCAGUAGUGACAGAGAAAGGCUUAAACAAAACUGCACCUUUUAAUGGCGAUGAGAAGAAUGUUGCGAAACCUUUGGCCGAAAUACUCACUGCAACGGUAAAGCAAAUGAACCAGAAAAAAAUCGAUGAACAAAAAUCAACCUCAUUGUCCGAGGGCAUCAAGGAGAUGUUAAUAAAAAUGAAAACUCUGCCAGAUAAAGAUGUGAUGCCAGAAGUUUUGGUAAAUAGUAUGACUGAAAGUACAAAACCAUUCCAAAGCACACAAAUAAUACCUACAACAAGCGCUAUAACUGGUCUUAAGAAUUCAACAGCUAAAAUAACAAUAGAUCCCGAGUCCAACAAAUCGCUAUUACCAGCACAACAAUUGUCUAAUAUGUCAGAUUUCUCCGAAGCCUUAGCACCGCCGAUCAUAUGUGAGCCCGUGCAAGUAUUGGUACCACAGAAAAAUAUUUCAACUUCAGAAUCACACGAUGUAUCCAAACCUUACCCCUCCUGGGCCGCUUGCACCGAUAAUACCAUUUUAUCAGCAAGCGAAGUUAAAUCCAAUAAAGAAGAAAAGAAUAAGCUUGAAGCAUCCAAAAGCAAACGUUACGCUAUAGAUAGAAAUAUGAUAAACAAUGGUAUUAUAGAUAUGGAACCGACACCACUACCGGGACAACCGAAUAUUAUAAUCACUGGUUAUACACGCGCCGAACCGAAAAGCCAUAAUCCAGUGUUUGUUGGCACAGGUCGUCCGUUAGGUAGUGCCAUAACACCCACACUAAGAAGACCGACAAACGGAUUAUGUACGCAUGGACCCUCUGCUAACGUCGUAAUUUCAACUUUUGGCUACACACCCGUGCCGGAUUUAGACACGAUUCCGAAAAAUCUCAUGCAUCUGCUUAAUAAACCGUUGUUUAAUGAACAGCAAACAUUACCUCCGCCUCCACCAUCAGUUUUGAGUACAGCGUCAGCAGCGCAGCAGGUCACUGCGGUUAGUGAAGAACGUGUGCUUGCUGCACGUCGUCCCUAUCCGACUGCGCAUAGAAGUGGUAGUCAGCGAAGGUGAAAUCAACCAACCAAUAUUAGAGGACGUGUUAUGUGAAGGAUUGUGUGCAGCUUUCAAAAUUAUUGCCAAUGGUAACUCGUUUGCGGAUCAGUGAAAUAUAUGGGUUGACUUAUUUUCUAUAAGAGAUUAGUAUAUAGGCUUGUCUUUUUUUAUUAUUUGUCGCUUAGAACUCAGGCCAAAUCUAACCAUAACUGCUGUAAUAUUAUGAUGUAACAAUUGUGCAAUCAAACUGCUAAAAAUAAAGUAAUCAAUGUAAAACGAAAAUUAUUUCUGAAAAUA